Messenger RNA from Helianthus annuus (common sunflower), 830 nucleotides. RefSeq names its product LOB domain-containing protein 16. Bases 75 to 686 code for a protein of 203 amino acids. Lineage: Eukaryota; Viridiplantae; Streptophyta; Magnoliopsida; Asterales; Asteraceae. Gene Ontology annotation, cellular component: nucleus. Gene Ontology annotation, biological process: hormone-mediated signaling pathway; positive regulation of DNA-templated transcription. The transcript is spliced from 2 exons. The record is from RefSeq and is a predicted model, not a curated record.
UUUCACAAUUUCCUAGUCUCCCCGUGUGCCUAAACUCUGUCUUUCUUUCUUCACUAUAAGAAUUCAGCUCCCCUAUGGCAAGUACUGCUGGCACUGGUUCUCCUUGUGGUGCAUGCAAGUUUCUAAGGAGAAAAUGUGCUGCAGAUUGCAUCUUUGCACCCUAUUUCUGCUCUGAACAAGGCCCGGCUCGGUUUGCAGCCAUUCAUAAAGUGUUUGGUGCAAGCAAUGUUUCGAAACUACUGCUUCAGGUUCCGGUGGCUGACCGUUGCGAGGCCAUCGUCACUAUUGCUUAUGAAGCUCAAGCUAGGAUCAAAGAUCCUGUUUAUGGUUGUGUUGCACAUAUCUUUGCCUUGCAACAACAGGUUGCAUGCUUACAAACACAGUUGAUGCAAAUGAAAGCUCAACUGGCACAAGGAUUCUUCGAUUCAAUCAACAUAGAGACUCAAUGGCCAACGCAACGAAUUUAUCCAACCUUUCCAGAUUUCAUGAACCGAAACAUAUCGCCUAAGAGCUCACUUGAAUCCAUUGAUCACAUGACCAAUGAAGGAAUGGGGGAUCAAGAGAAAGAAAGUAGAGAUGAUUACCAUAACAUAUCUUUUGAACAAAGUAAUAGCAACAAGAAGAGACCUUUCCCAAGUGAUUUGGGUGAGCUUCAAGAACUAGCUGUUCGAAUGAUGAGAAAAUGAGUCACUUUCUAUAUUUAGUAACCCUAGAGAGAGAGAGCCGGUGUUUGCUUCUUAUGAUCAUCAUGUUUAUUCAUCUUGGUUUGCAGUUCCUUUAGCCAUCAUUAGGUGCCAAAUUCUAAUGUUUAACACGUUGUUUAAUUUUCA